Molecule: messenger RNA, 714 nt
Organism: Paraglomus occultum
Lineage: Eukaryota; Fungi; Glomeromycota; Glomeromycetes; Paraglomerales; Paraglomeraceae
Source: the annotation of a GenBank genome assembly
AUGAUUGGCGAAAGUAUAAUUUCUUACGGACAACAUGUUGCAUUAAACGGAAAUGGCCUUACUAAGACAACAAAUGGAAAGCCAUUAACAUCUUUUGAUUCCAUAGAAGAUGCAUUGAAAGAUUUUGCCGAUGGAAAGUUUGUGUUGGUUGUUGAUAAUGAGGAUCGAGAAAACGAAGGAGACCUAAUUAUUGCAGCAGAAAAAGUUACCACAGAAAAGAUGGCAUUCAUGGUACGAUAUACGAGCGGUCUCAUCUGUGUUCCAUCAACGGGAGACCGGUUGGAUCAAUUGAAGUUACCACUAAUGGUAUCAAAUAACUCUGACAGAAUGAAGACGGCUUAUACCAUUUCCGUAGAUUAUGCUCAUAAUACAACGACGGGCAUCUCAGCUCAUGACAGAGCAUUGACAGCCCGGUCGCUGGCUGAUCCAAUGAUUACUGAUCCAGAAGCCUUCAACAGACCUGGACACAUAUUCCCUUUACGAUAUACUGAAGGUGGCGUAUUGCGUCGUAUUGGACAUACUGAGGCAUCUGUAGAUUUAUGUAAAUUAGCAGGAUUGCAACCAGUGGGAGUUAUCUGUGAAUUAGUAAAAGACGAUGGCUCUAUGGCUCGUCGUGACGACUGUAGAGCAUUUGCUGACGAGCAUGGAUUGAAAUUGAUCACUAUCGCUGACUUGGUCCGAUAUCGUUUAGAAAAAGGACUUAUAGACAUUUAG